Macadamia integrifolia is the source of this 1586-nucleotide messenger RNA. Its product is annotated as phosphoglucan phosphatase DSP4, amyloplastic. The transcript has 14 exons. NCBI's taxonomy places the organism in Eukaryota, Viridiplantae, Streptophyta, Magnoliopsida, Proteales, Proteaceae. Gene Ontology annotation, biological process: starch catabolic process; protein dephosphorylation. Gene Ontology annotation, molecular function: carbohydrate phosphatase activity; protein tyrosine/serine/threonine phosphatase activity; starch binding. Gene Ontology annotation, cellular component: chloroplast. The coding region runs from base 111 to 1241 and encodes 376 amino acids. The record is from RefSeq and is a predicted model, not a curated record.
AUAUAGAGGGAGAAGAAGUCAACAAACGGAGAUCAACACUUCGGAAGCUCUGCUUUUCUGUUCAGUUCACUGAUAAUCCAGGUAUUUUUUUUUUGUUCCAUCUGAUUGAGAUGAAUUGCCUGCAAAAUCUGCCAAGAUCCUCUGCUCUGCCUUCAAAUGGCCUUAAAAGCCAUCCAAGAAAGCCUUUGAGACAUAGCUUUGUUCGUCUAAUGGAUAAGCUGAAUAUUAGUAAUCUUCGUCAGAGUUCCUCUAUAAAUGUAACUUCUGGGCGCUCUUCCAGCACCGAGAUGAGCGACUCUGGAGUAGAAGAAGAAAAGUCUGAGAUAUAUAGUAAUAAUAUGACCCAAGCGAUGGGUGCUGUGUUGACCUACAGGCAUGAACUAGGAAUGAACUACAACUUCAUCCGCCCAGACUUAAUUGUGGGGUCCUGCCUGCAGUCUCCUGAAGAUGUUGACAAGCUUCGGAAAAUUGGGGUUAAAACCAUAUUUUGCUUACAACAAGAUUCAGACCUUGAAUAUUUUGGCGUCGAUAUUUCUGCCAUCCAACAAUACGCAAAACAGUUUGACGAUAUUCAGCACUUGCGUGCUAGAAUACGGGACUUCGAUGCAUUUGAUUUGCGACUGAGGCUUCCAGCUGUGGUGAGUAAAUUGUACAAGGCCAUAAAUCGCAAUGGAGGGGUGACUUACAUACACUGUACCGCUGGGCUCGGAAGGGCUCCUGCUACAGCGUUGGCAUACAUGUUCUGGGUUCAAGGAUAUAAACUUAGUGAAGGACACAGUUUGCUACUGAGUAAACGUCCAUGCUUCCCAAAGCUUGAUGCCAUAAAGAGUGCAACUGCUGAUAUUCUUACAGGCCUCGCCAAGAAGCAUGUCACGUUGAUGUGGGAAGGUAACAAUUGCUCCUCAGUGGAAAUCUCUGGACUUGAUAUUGGCUGGGGCCAGCGAAUCCCAUUGAAGUUCAAUGAGAAAGGACAGUGGAUUCUUGAGAGGGAAUUGCCUGAAGGACACUACGAAUACAAGUACAUCAUUGAUGGUGAAUGGACGUGCAAUAAAUAUGAGCUUGUAACUCUUCCCAACAAGGAUGGGCAUGUCAACAAUUAUAUCGAUGUUACCAGCACUGAUCCUAACAGUAGUAGUGCAGAACUGCAGAAGCGGUUGAGUGAUGAUAAUGUGAAUCUCACACAAAAGGAAAAGCUCAUGAUCAGACAGUUUUUGGAAGAAUAUCCAGAGGAGGAGCUCUAAUCAAAGAUCAAAAUAAAGAUGGCAUGUUAAAUCAUUAAGGGAUGAAUUGCUGCAUCUACUUGUAUCUUUCCCUCAAACAAUAAUGAUAUAUAAGUCAGGACCUUGCCUACAAAAGAUUUUAUGUCUUGAUGCGACUUGUGAGCCAUCUUUUAUGCUGCCUGAAGAAAAUAGAAGAUCUUUGUAAGAGGAUUGACAGUGGGACAGCGCAUCCAAGAGUAUCACCAGGGGCAAAGUUUCAAGAAUCUCACUUGCUUCACAUGUGGAUCUCAAGAAUUCAAUAUAACAAAUGUACUUGUGCUACAUGAGGUUAUUAUAUUUCAAGGCUUUAAGCCGGGUUCAUUGUUA